AUGAGUUCCUCUGAGACUCUCAUGCUCACAAUCUCCGGCAUCCGCGGCGUGGUCGGUGAUUCCCUUAUACCAGAAGUUGUUGCCAAGUACGUUUCUGGAUUUGCUGGUCUUCAGCUUACAAAGGGCAAAGGCAAACAAGUCAUCUUAGGCUAUGAUACACGCCCAGCUGUUUCAUGGAUCAAGCAAGUUACAACAGGUGCUCUCAUGGCAUGCGGAAUCGAUGUCGUAGAUAUUGGCAUUGUUCCAACACCAACAGUUCAACUUAUGGUUCAGCAGUUCAAGGCAUGUGGUGGUAUCAUCAUCACAGCUUCUCACAACCCACAGCAGUGGUGUGGCCUCAAGUUUGUCGAAUACACAGGCAUCUUCCUUGAUCAGCACAAUUGCGACGAGAUGUUCUCAUGCAAGCACUCAAAGUAUGCCACCUGGGACAAGCUUGGCACACUUACAAACUAUCCAAACGCCAUCCAAGACCAUAUCAACAACAUCUUCGGCCAAAAGUUCAUCGAUGUCGAGAAGAUCAAGAAGCAGCACUUCAAGGUUGCUGUCGAUACAAUCAAUGGUGCUGGCUCACUCGCAAUCCCAGUCAUUCUCCGCCAACUCGGUUGCGAAGUUACAGAAUUAAACACAGAACCAACAGGUUUAUUCGCCCAUACACCAGAGCCAAUCCCAGAGAACCUUACACAGCUCGCUGAAGCCGUCAAGGGCCACGAUAUCGGUAUCGCCGUUGACCCAGAUUCAGAUCGCUGCGUUCUCAUCGGCGAAGAUGGCAAACCACUCGUCGAAGAAUACACACUUGCACUCGCUGUCAACUACGCUCUCAAGUACGGUGGCAUCAAGACACCAGUUUGCCGCAACAUUUCCACAUCUCGCGCUGUCGACGACAUCUGCAAGGAGAAUGGCGUUACAUGCUACGGAACACCAAUCGGUGAAGUCAACGUCGCCAUGAAGAUGGUCGAAGUCGGCUCAGAGAUCGGUGGAGAAGGAAAUGGUGGUGUCAUGCUCACUUCCUGCCACAUUGGCCGUGAUGCUCUUGUUGCAACAGCCAUGGUCCUUCAGCUCUUCGCCGCUGAACGUGAGAAAGAUCCAAAGAUCACAAUCUCACAGGUCAAGGGAGCUCUUCCACAAUGGAGAAUCUCCAAGAAGAAGAUCCCAAUGAAGGCAGGACAGAACGUUCCAAAGCUCAUCGAGCAGUGGAAGGAGAAUAUGACAAAGACAUACGGAGAUGCAAUCAAACUCAACGAGGCUGAUGGUCUCAGAGUUGACCACGAGAACUGGUGGGUUCACGUAAGAAGAUCUAACACAGAACCAAUCGUUCGUGUUAUUGGUGAAGCUCACACACAAGAGGAAGCUAAUGAACUCUGCACAAAGGUUUACAACGAGUUCAUGAAUCUCAUGAAAUAA
This is a messenger RNA of Trichomonas vaginalis G3, 1401 nucleotides long. RefSeq names its product phosphoglucosamine mutase family. Gene Ontology annotation, biological process: carbohydrate metabolic process; peptidoglycan biosynthetic process; UDP-N-acetylglucosamine biosynthetic process. Lineage: Eukaryota; Parabasalia; Trichomonadida; Trichomonadidae. The record is from RefSeq and is a predicted model, not a curated record. The coding region runs from base 1 to 1401 and encodes 466 amino acids. The transcript has a single exon. Gene Ontology annotation, cellular component: cytosol. Gene Ontology annotation, molecular function: magnesium ion binding; phosphoglucosamine mutase activity; phosphomannomutase activity.